Drosophila kikkawai is the source of this 2178-nucleotide messenger RNA. The record is from RefSeq and is a predicted model, not a curated record. Lineage: Eukaryota; Metazoa; Arthropoda; Insecta; Diptera; Drosophilidae.
AUUCAGCGGAUAAGUCGCAUCCACGCAGUUGAAAUAAAUAUAUUUUUGUUUUUAAUUUUUAUCAGUUCAAAAUGAGUGCAGUGUUAUGAAUUAAAAUUUAAUAAACAAAACAAAACGCAACAAGGCAGCUAGAAUAAAAGCGGAAAUAAAACAUACGAUUCUAUAGGGAAGCCAAUAAAUCAAAACAUUUAUUAAAAGUUCAUAUAGCUAUUUAACUAGCCCCCUGAAACAGUUAUCGCGUCAAAUGAUAUACUAUAUAUAGAAAGUACCCCCAAAGUAAUAGAAAUUAAUUGAAUUGUCAUGCUAAUAUUCACUUUAAAGCUAAUCUAUUGAUAAUACCCCUGCCCCUUGGCGGUUAAAAUUCAAAUUCUGAAAGCUGAGCAGCAUAAAAGCUUUCACAACCCUUAGGAAAAACAAUAUUUAACAGCGCCGGAGAGAACGCGUGUGCGCAGAGUAAAAAUGAGCGGCGCUGAGGCACCGGCCGGAAAUGCGGCCCCGCGACGCCAUAGUCAGAUCAGCCAGCACAGUGAAAAUAGUGAGAAUAGCGCCACCGGCGAUGUCCAGGUGCAGCGGGAAAGCUCAGGGCCUCGCAGCGCCUGCCAGUGGGUAUGGCACGUGGUAACAUCGAUCUCCGUGGAGCCCACCAUGUUCCUCUACAUGUUUGCCUUCAUGAUCACCUCGGUGGUGGAGCAGAACUUCUAUCUGUACAAGUCCUGUCGGGUGAACAACAACUUUACGGAAGAGGUUUGCCGCAAUCUCAAUCGGCCGGAGAACAAGGAAUUCAAGGAUCAGUCACUGCAGACCAAUGCCUGGUUUCUGCAGUGGAACGACAUUUCGGCUCACAUCUUUCCCAUUCUCUUGGCCCUGUUUCUGGGUUCCUUCUCGGAUCGUCGUGGGAGGAAGUUCCCCUUGCUCAUGGGUUUGGUGGGGAAGUUUAUCUACUCCUCAAUGGUGGUGGUCAAUGCCAGGAUGCCCACAUGGCCAGUGGAGAAUAUUAUCUUCUCGGCCACUCUGCCUUCAGCUUUAACGGGCGCCGAUGUGGCCAUCUUUGCUUCGUGCUUCGCUUACAUUUCGGACAUCUCGACGGUGCAGCAGCGCACUAUUCGUGUGACUAUCUUGGAUGUGGUCUACCUUACGGCCAUGCCCACAGGUGUGGCUUUGGGUUCGCACCUGUUUUACAAUGUUUUUGAUCAGUCUUAUGCAGACAUGUUUACUGUGAAUGCUUCCCUGCUAGCAAUGGCCAUUAUUUACACUCUAUUUGCUCUAAAGUGGCAAACCACCCCAAGGCAGCGAUCUCUUAGGGAGCUUGGCUGGUGUGGCUUUUGGGGAGACUUCUUUGACAAGCAGCAUGUGAAGGACUCUUUUGCUGUGUUGGUGAAACCUCGCAGGGCCCAUAGAAGGAGCUUCUUGAUCAUCCUGCUGAUCAGCAUGACCCUGUACACAUUCCAGCGAGACGAGGGCAGCUACCUGUACAUGUACACCCUGGACAAGUUCGAUUGGGAGGUUAGCUCCUACAGCAGCUUCAAGACCUUCAAGUCGUCGGCCUAUGUGAUUGCCAUGCUGCUGGGAGUGCCGUUGAUGAACAAGGUUUUGAAUUGGAGGGAUACGAUCAUCAUCUUCAUCGGAGCCUGGGCUCACUCGAUAGCUCGGCUGUUCUUCUACUUUGCCAGCAACACGGAUCUCCUUUAUGCCGGUGCCGUGGUCUGCAGUCUCGGACCAAUUGUGGGUCCCAUUAUCCGGGCCAUGACCUCCAAGAUAGUUCCCACAUCGGAGCGUGGCAAGGUGUUUGCCCUGCUCUCCGUUUGUGAUAAUGCAGUGCCCUUCAUCAGCGGUGUGUGCUACUCGCAACUUUAUCGGGCCACCAAAAAUACAAAUUAUGGCGGAAGUGUCUUCCUGCUGACCAUUGCCACCCAGAUGGCUGUCUUCCUGUUGAUACUCUGUAUCCAUAUUGUGCUGGGCAAAAACUCACUUGCCGUACCGGAAGUUCCGGAAAAAGAGAGCGGCCUUAUUGCCAAAAAGGAGGGGUUGCCCGCAAACCCAGAAGAAGUGGAUAAAUAUUAAUUAGCCCUCGCAUUUAGCUUUUAAAGUGUUCCUUAAAAAAAAGACAUAAAGCCUGACUUGCCAACUAUUUGUAAACAAAAAAAAAGUGCGUCACAAUAUAUUAACAAUAUUAUUAUA